This is a messenger RNA of Etheostoma spectabile (orangethroat darter), 2255 nucleotides long. RefSeq names its product AT-rich interactive domain 5A (gene arid5a). Bases 162 to 2021 code for a protein of 619 amino acids. Gene Ontology annotation, cellular component: nucleus. Lineage: Eukaryota; Metazoa; Chordata; Actinopteri; Perciformes; Percidae. Gene Ontology annotation, molecular function: transcription cis-regulatory region binding. The transcript is spliced from 7 exons. Gene Ontology annotation, biological process: regulation of transcription by RNA polymerase II. The record is from RefSeq and is a predicted model, not a curated record.
UCUGGUCCGAGAACCAGGUGAUGAAACAGAAAACACUUGAGUGACAGAAAAGAAACUCCGUUUCCCAGAGUCAUUAGCUGCGGUGCGAUCGGGCCAACCAAUGAAACUGACGUGUGGCGACAACUUCCUGUUUCGUGAUGUCAAGUUGAAGAAGUCGCCGCAUGAAUUACUGUCCCCCAAACAUUGUCCCCCGGAGACGAGAAGACGCACAACUUCUGCAAAUGGCUCAAGAGGGCCAGAGUGAGACGUCCCAACACACGGCGAGCAGUGACGAAGACAAGGGGACAGGAACGCAGGUCAUCGAGAUUCACGACUCCAUGACUGAAUGUGAGGAAGACGCGACGCCCGGUCCGGUGCAGAUGGAGGAGAAGGCGUUCGUGUCGAGGCUGCACGCCUUCAUGAAGGACAGAGGAACACCCAUCGAAAGGAUCCCACAUCUGGGCUUCAAACAGAUUAAUCUUUGGAGGAUCUACAAAGCUGUUGAGAAGCUGGGGGGCUACGACUCGGUGACCGCACGGCGCCUUUGGAAGAAGGUGUACGACGAGCUGGGAGGGAGCCCGGGCAGCACCAGCGCUGCUACGUGCACUCGCCGACACUACGAGAAGCUGGUGCUGCCCUUGGAACGCCACCUAAAAGGGGAGGACGACAGGCCGCUGCCUCCCAGCAAACCACGAAAGCCAUAUAAGAGGAAUUUGGACGCCAAGGUUACCAAGGCCGAGAGGAAGAGGAAGAGGAGUCCGUCGGACAUGGAUGUGGAUUCAGAGAUGGAGAUUCCCAGCCAGAGAAGUCCGGAGGCUGGCUGCCAAAGUGACGCGGCGAUUCAUCCUCACCCCGCUCUGUGGGCCCCCCCCUCUGACAGACUCCCCCCCGACGGCUCUCAGCCAAACCGAGCCGCCGCCGCCCUUUGCACGUCCGUCUACGCCCACCUCGUCCCGGUCCCCACGUCCAGUCCUUGGACCGCCCAUGUCCCGCCUGCUGCCGGAGAGGUCAUCUCGCCUCUGGAGAAGAAAAAGCGAGUGGCUCAGGCGAGCCUCAACUUGCCCCUGAGUCCUCAAAGCGAGGACAAAGAGCGUCCCUCCGUCAUUCACUGCUCGCCGUCUCCGGCGCGGGCUUCUUCCAGCCGAAACUGCACCUCCUCCGACAGCUCCCCGCUGCCUUUGUCCCCUUCGUCUUCCCGCAGCCCGUCCCCUUACUCUGUUUCAUCAGAGGACGGCCCUGAGGAGACUAAACCUGCGUCGGACUCUGAACUAUCCCAAAAGUGCUCUAGUUCUGGGAAAACUGCAUCCAGCAGUGAGGAACGCAAGUUCGCGAGCUGUUGUCAGAAAUCCAAAGACCCUGCAGGACAGACUAAAAACGUCCGCUCCCAAUCCGCUGAAUCCAUCAAACUCCCGAUCGAAGGUUCCGCCUGGAUGCCGAUCCACAAAGGGAGCGUCAAAUACGCCCCCCAUCUCUUGCACUUGCCCUCCUCCUUGGCGCUGAGAUCCGACUGGGCUCCAACAUCUACCUCUAGUUUCACCAAAGUUGUUCCAAAAUCCGUGCAGCUCCUGCGGCCCGCUCCCAUUCGGCCGGCGUAUAAAACCCCCCAGGGCCGGUUGCUGCAGCAGGACGACUCUCUGGCUUGUGCGAAGAAGCUGAGCAACAUGGCUCCGUGGCUUUAUCCGACAGAGAAGAGGGACAAAUCCAGGACAGUGCAACAAAAAGUUCCUUCAACCCAGCAGCAGCAGCAGCAGCAGAGUCUGACCCAGUCCGCCGCCAACCUGCCGGCGUCGUGCGUCCAUCAGAGCUGCGACAAAUCAGGGAGAGAGUCCCGGCACCAGCCUUUACUACACCCUUCGUUCCUCCCCAGCAGAAUGAGACUACCUCCAUCUCAGCUGACGUACCGCCACGUCCCAGUGAGACCAGCUCACUCUGCUCUCAUUGGCUCUGCUGUUUACCCCUAUCCCUACUCCAUUCCUCUGUUAAACCCCCAGACCUGCUACUCCCUACCUGCCAUGCAUCCCGUUUACUUUCACAAGCUGUGAUUUCCGUUGUACUGUUUGUUAACUCUAGACUUUCAUAACAAAAGAAGCAUCACAUGUGAUCUUGAUCUUGAUCUGAAGGAGGCAGACACUGAGCAGUUUGGUACACUUUUCUUUUUUUUUUUUUGUCUACCGUACGCUCUGAAAAGACCCUGGAAAGACUAAAGUCUGACACCAUCUCACAUCUAAAGACACUCUGUCAUACAGGCCCAAUCCCAAAGUGAGCCCUGAGGACUA